Molecule: messenger RNA, 1916 nt
Organism: Pungitius pungitius (ninespine stickleback)
Lineage: Eukaryota; Metazoa; Chordata; Actinopteri; Perciformes; Gasterosteidae
Gene: rnf8
Product: ring finger protein 8, E3 ubiquitin protein ligase
Exons: 10
Coding region: 115-1731 (538 amino acids)
Biological process (GO): double-strand break repair; ubiquitin-dependent protein catabolic process; protein K48-linked ubiquitination
Cellular component (GO): cytosol; site of double-strand break; ubiquitin ligase complex
Molecular function (GO): histone binding; ubiquitin protein ligase activity
Source: RefSeq, a predicted model, not a curated record
CCGGUUUCGUCCUGUCAAUCUCAACCUUGACACCGUAGCACAACGUUAGCUAUGUAGGAACAACACUGUUUCAGUUCGUAGUAGCCGCAGACAGAAUGAGAUAAAAAAAUAAAAAUGGAUACGGUAACAGCGGACUCGUCCGCGGCUGAGGAGGACGACUCUUCGGACGCCGAGGUUUUAUGUUUGAAGAGAGUCGGAAGAAAUUCAGACUGGCUUCGCCUGUUGGAAAAAACCGAGAUCCGCAUCGGACGUGGACUGGACGUAACCCACCAGCUGCUGUCUCCGAGUUGUCCCCUGAUGAUCUCCAGACUGCACUGUACCAUCAAACAGAGCGAGGAUGGACAGUGGACAGUGACCGACGAAAAGAGUCUCAACGGUGUGUGGGUGAAUGGAAACCGCAUACCUGCCGAAGAAGCCCAUCAACUGAGGCUCGGAGACUCCAUACAACUGGGCGUCCCUGUGACUGGAACAGAGGUGGAGUUUGACUACAUCUUUGUCCAGCGGCCCCUCAGAGACAUCAAACACUACUUGGCAAAGGGACCUAAAGAAAGCCCGAAAGCAGCCCUCGUUUCCAAGAAGUCCAAGAGGAAGCUGCCGGCGGAGGAAGUUGAGCCGUCUACGUCCAAGCCGAAGCUCUACCGCUGCUCCUCCGCAGACAAGACCUUUGCAAAGCCCUGCCCCGUGUCGCCAGUGAAGCGGCAGCCGAGGCUCCCUCACUCUCAAGCAGAGGAAACCGGAACAAGCAGACAAGUCCAGGAAGUAGACGGGCCCUCAGAUGACUCCAACAGCCCCUGUGACUUGGAUGACUUGCAGAUCUCCCUUUGCAGGUACAGCCAGAACAUCCUGAGGUUGAGGGAGCAGGUGGACAACACCCAGAGGCAGGUAGCCUCUCUGGGGGGAGAGCCUCAGCAGGCAGACCCUCUCAGAGAGGAGCAUGUCAGGGAGCUGCAGGCUCAGCUGGAGACGCUGAGAGCCAAGAUGCACCGGAUGGAGACGUUGGAGAAGUCCUUCAGUAGAACUAAGAGGCAGCUAGAGGCACAGAAAACCAAGCAACAAGAGGAGCAUUUGAAAAAGCAGCUGGAAGAGGCCUUGCAAGAGCAAAAAAAAGUUAUAGACGAACUUGCCCAUUCUCGGGAAGGCUUUGAAGAGAUUCUCUUAGCCAAAAACAAAGAGCUGGAAUUGACAAAGGAGGAGAAAGAAAAGGCCAGGGCCCAAACGGAGGAAGUAGUUACACAAGUGACUGAAGUUUUGGAGAACGAGCUUCAGUGCAUCAUCUGCUCCGAGCUCUUCAUUGAGGCAGUCAUCCUGAGCUGUGCUCAUAGCUUCUGCAGUCAUUGCAUCAAGCAGUGGCGCAGAAAGAAGGACGAGUGUCCCAUCUGCCGACGGGCCAUCCAAUCCCAGACCCGCUGUCUGGCCCUGGACAACUGCAUCGACAGCAUGGUGAAGAACCUGAGCCUGGACAUGAAGUCGAGGCGACAGACCCUUAUUACCGAGAGGAAAGCGGUGAACUGUCCUCGACCCUCGGCUGGUGUGCUGAAGCUGCUCGCGGACUCUGCCCAGGUGAUGGUGAUCCACGAUGACGACAGCAGCGACAGCGACAGCAGCAUGGUGUCCAUAGACAGCAGCCUGAGCUCUGUGGUCUCCUUGGAAACGGACACCAGCAUCCACCUGGACUCCAGCCCGCACUACAGUGACUACUCUGAUGCGAGUCUUCAUGGGUUUGAGGAUUAGCCUUUUUCUUCAGCGGGAAUUUGACUUUUAUUUGGUGUUGUUGUUUGCACAUCGCUGGAUUGUAUUUAGAUAGAGACGUCUGGUCUCAUCAUGAGUCCCAUAGCCAGAGUUCCUUUUUGUAAAGUCUUCAGAUGUCUUUUUGUCUUUAUUUACAACAAGAGGAAUAAAGUUUUUUUCCGAAGCAC